Molecule: messenger RNA, 7314 nt
Organism: Phyllostomus discolor (pale spear-nosed bat)
Lineage: Eukaryota; Metazoa; Chordata; Mammalia; Chiroptera; Phyllostomidae
Gene: LNPK
Product: lunapark, ER junction formation factor
Exons: 13
Coding region: 204-1496 (430 amino acids)
Biological process (GO): endoplasmic reticulum tubular network organization
Cellular component (GO): endoplasmic reticulum tubular network
Source: RefSeq, a predicted model, not a curated record
AGCGCGGGGUUUGAUGGGAAGGAAUUGGCAGGGUCUCUCUGUCAGUGGAGUCUCGCUCUCCGCUCCGGAGGCAGGCUGCGCAGUGGCGCCCGAAGCUGGCAGAGGUGGACUCCAGCGCCGGGCUUUGCCCGCUUCUUGAAGCUGUGAAUUCCUUUGGACAAUUGAUGGUAUUUAUCAUUGUGCUCAGUUUCUGCAAAUAAAAGAUGGGUGGAUUAUUUUCUCGAUGGAGGACAAAACCUUCAACUGUAGAAGUUCUGGAAAAUAUAGAUAAGGAAAUUCAAGCAUUGGAAGAAUUUAGGGAAAAAAAUCAAAGACUACAAAAAUUAUGGGUUGGAAGAUUAAUUCUUUACUCCUCAAUUCUCUAUCUGUUUACAUGUUUAAUUGUGUACUUGUGGUAUCUUCCCGAUGAACUUACAGCAAGACUUGCCAUGACACUCCCAUUUUUUGCUUUCCCAUUGAUCAUCUGGAGCAUAAGAACUGUUCUUAUUUACUUCUUUUCCAAGAGAACAGAAAGAAAUAAUGAAGCAUUGGAUGAUUUAAAAUCCCAGAAGAAAAAAAUACUUGAAGAAGUCAUGGAAAAAGAAACUUACAAAACGGCUAAAUUAAUUCUUGAAAGGUUUGAUCCAGACUCAAAGAAAACAAAGGAGUUUGAGCCACCAUCUGCUGGAGCAGCUGCAACUGCAAGACCUGGACAAGAGAUUCGUCAGCGAACUGUAGCUCAAAGAAACCUUUCUCCAACACCAGCAAGCUCUAGCCAGGGCCCUCCUCCACAAGUUCCAGUCACUCCUGGACCAGCAAAGGACACUUCAGCCCCUGGUGGACCCCCAGAAAGAACAGUUACUCCAGCCCUAUCAUCAAAUGUGUUACCGAGACGUCUUGGAUCCCCUGCUACUUCAGUGCCUGGAAUGGGCCUUCAUCCUCCGGGCCCACCUUUAGCAAGACCCAUUCUCCCCCGAGAACGAGGUGCUUUGGAUAGAAUUGUUGAAUAUUUAGUUGGUGAUGGUCCACAAAACAGAUAUGCCCUUAUAUGUCAGCAGUGUUUUUCUCAUAAUGGCAUGGCUUUGAAAGAAGAAUUUGAAUACAUUGCUUUCCGAUGUGCCUACUGUUUUUUCUUGAAUCCUGCAAGAAAAACCAGACCCCAGGCUCCAAGACUUCCAGAGUUCAGUUUUGAGAAGAGGCAGGCUGUGGAAGUCUCAAGUUCAGUUGGUCCCUUGCCCUCAGGAAGUGUGAUUUCAUCAGAGAAUCAGAUCAGUGAAGAAUCUGUAGAAGAACAAGAUGUUUCUGAUAGCACUACAGAGCAGACAGAGGAUGCGGUAACAGAUACAGAGCAGACAAGCGAAGGGAUUGAAAAAGCACCUGGCACAGAGGAACCAGAGGAGAAGCAAGAAGACACCGACAAUGAGGAAACUGCAAUGAAUGAAGCCAAAUCAACAGUUCCCAGAGCUGAUUCUGUUCCUAAUCCUGAACUGAGUGGAGAAUCUUUGAUGACAAUGUAGUAAAUGCUUCCAUGUGCCUUCAACUGGAUAUUUGUAGUUUUGUUGAUGUCAGUUACUGCUUUUUAGGUGGUGCUUUUUUUUUUGAUAUGCUUGAUAUCAUUUGAAUUCAGAUUGCCUGGCUAUUUCAAUAUGUCAGAGUUAUAUCUACUAAAUAUGAAAACUAAAGGCAAGUGAUAUCAGUGAAGUAAGAUCCUUUUGAAUGUCCAAAGACGCACAUUGUUUAGACAGCUUUUGGAAAUUUUUUCCAUUCUAAAAGCAAACAAACAUGAUAACAUUCUUGUUUUCUAUAUGCGUGACCUGUAAAUAAUAUCAUUUUGACAUAGGAAGAACUUUGGUUAGGAAUAAGUUCUAAUGGUGUUUGUUUUAAGGAAUGAAACUCAAUUAAGAUUUUUAAUACUUCAUCAUUAAAAAUUGAUAGAAUUUUUACUCUCAAGAUAUUUGCCAGGGGGAAAAUGUCUAUUUAGGCAUUUACAUUAAGCAGUAUGGAAGUUUUAACUAUAACUAGGCAUUGGUACGAAUUCUUGGUAAAAAUGCAAUUGAAGAGUCAAGUGCAGUGUUUCUUUUUGAUGCCUCUUAUUUUGCAGCUGGGCCAAAGGCACAUAAUGUAUAUAAUUAGCUUAUGUUUACAUAAAACAUAUAGGAAAUAUUUCUGCCCUUGACUGUACUUGAAUUCUGAGCAUUAUUUAUACUUGUAAAAUAAUGAUGAUAUUAUAAGUGAAUUUUGUGCUCUUGUGUGUAUUUUGUUAAGGAAAAUAAAGGUGAUCUGGUAGUAAUUUCUUUUUAUUUUUACAUUUACUUUUAAACAUUUUUAAGUAUAUUUUACUGAUUAUGCUAUUACAGUUGUCCCAGUUUUUUCUCCCUUUUUUCCCCCUCCGCCCUGCACCACCCUGCCAUGGUCCAGCAUUUCCCCUCCCCCUUAGUUCAUGUCCAUAGGUUGUAUAUAUAUGUUCUUUGGCUUCUCCAUUUCCUAUAGUAUUCUUAACCUCCUCCUGUCUAUUUUAGACCUACCAAUUAUGCUUCUUAUUCCCUGUACCCUCCCCCCCUUCUCCUCCUCACUCUCUUCAGUGAUAACCCUCUAUGUGAUCUCCAUUUCUGUGAUUCUGUUCCUGUUCUAGUUGUUUGCUUAGUUUUUGUUUUUGUUUUUUAGGUUCACAUGUUGAGAGUUGUGGGUUUGUUGUCAUUUUACUAUUUAUAGUUUUGAUCUUCUUUUUCUUGGAUAAGUCCCUUUAACAUUUCGUAUAAUAAUGGCUUGGUGAUGAUAAACUUCUUUAACUUGACCUUAUCUGGGAAUCACUUUAUCUUCCCUUCCAUUCUAUAUAUAGCUUUGCUGGAUAGAGUAAUUUUGGAUGUAGGUCCUUGCCUUUCAUGAUUCUGAAUACUUCUUUCCAGCCCCUUCUUGCCGCAAGGUUUCUUUUGAGAACUCAGCUGAUAGUCUUAUGGGCAAUCCUUUGUAGGUAACUGUCUCCUUUUCUCUUGCUGCUUUUAAGAUUCUCUCCUUAUCUUUCAUCUUGGGUAACUUAAUUAUGAUUAAGAAAUUGGAUCCAAUUUCUUUGGGACUCUCUGAGUGUCCUGGACUUGCGUGUCUAUUUCUUUUGCCAGAUUAGGGAAGUUUUCCUUCAUUAUUUGUUCAAAUAAGUUUUCAAUUUCUUGCUCUUCCUCUUCUCCUUCUGGCACCCCUAUGAUUUGGAUAUUGGAAUGUUUAAAAUUGUCCCAGAGGUUCUUCAUCCUCUCCUCAUUUAUUUGAAUUCUUGUUUCUUCAUCCUGUUCUGGUUGGAUGUUUAUUUCUUCCUUUUGUCCAAAUCAUUGAUCUGAGUCCCAGUUUCCUUCCCAUCACUGUUGGUUCCCUGUAUAUUUUGCUUUAUUUUAAUUUCUAUUGCCAUCAUUUCUUCCUUCAUUUUGUGACUGAAUUCAGUCAUUACUGUGAGCAUCCUGAUUACCAGUGUUUUGAACUCUGCAUCUCAUAUGUUGUCUAUUUCCUCAUCACUUAGCUCUUUUUCUGGAGCUUUGAUCUGUUUUCAUUUGGGCCAUGUUUCUUUGUCUCAGGGCACCUGUUACGUUGUAAUGGGUGGAGACUUAGGUACUCAUCAGGGUGGGGCAACCCUCAUCACUGCGUUGUGGCGCUGUGUAUGUGGGAGAUGUCAGAGGGAACAGUGCCACUUGCUGUCUUGCUUGGGUCUCACCCCACUUUCCGUCACUGCCCUUGCUUCUCACAAGUGGAUUAUGCCCUUUCAGAUGCUGAUUCCUGGGUUGGUGGGUUUGUAUAUGUUCUAGGAUGCUGUGGGUCUCUCCAACAAACUCUCCUGUGAGGCUGAGAGUUUCUCCCACUCCCUCAAUCCUCUCAGAUUUUUACAGCCAGAGGUUUUGAGGCUUUAUUUCCCUGAACUGGAACCCAGGGUUGCAUGCUUUGCCUUGCUCCCCAGUUGUUCCUCCCAUGUGAAUGUGGGAAAUCACAUCUGCCAGCUGCUGCCUCGCAUGCCCCAGUCCCUCUUUUUGUUAAAAAUUUAGACUUCUUCAGACAGAGUCUUGGUGAAUGACUUAGCUACCUGAAAAAUCUUAGUAGGAAGAGCUCACAAUACAAUAAAUCUAUAGAUACUGCUGAGGGAAAAUUAUGAUGCUUUUGUGGGGAUUUGUUACUUUUUGAAUUCAGAGUAGUGACAACUAGAGAUUCUAAUCAGAUUUGGUUUCUCCGAUUCAGGAAAACCAUAAGCCAUUUGUAAUUUUUAAUUUUGAGAGGUACAUAAGUUUUGUGAGAAAAAGCAGUUUGUUACUGGUAGUUCAUUGGAUUUAACGUGUAUUAAAGAUUUACUGGGGUCCUGGCUGGUAUGGCUCAGUGGUUGGGCAUUGGCCUGCAAGCCAAUGGGUAGCCUGUUUGAUUUCCAGUCAGGUCACAUGCCUGGGUUGCGGGCCAGGUCCCCAGUGUGGGGGGGAGCAUGUGAGAAGCAACCACAUAUUGAUGUUUCUCCCUCUUCCUCCCUUCCCUUCUCUAAAAAAUUAAAUAAAUAAAAUCUUAAAAAGGUUUACUGGGAAAAACUGACCCAGAAUGGUAAUUUUUGGGCCUUAAAGACAGUGUGGUUAUGUUUUCUGUCUUUCCUUUACCUCUAUUCUCCAUUAUUAAAAAAAUCGAAUUCAAGGUAUUAUGAGAAAAGGAGGAAUAUAUAUGAAUGUUGUAUAUGGCCAAUAUUUCUAAGUUGUACAGUUUAUUAAAAAGUUAAUAAAAUUACAUUUUUAUUUAAAAUUCAUCUUCAUGCUUAUUAAAUCUUAUAUCUGGUAGAUAUUUUUAAGAAACCCUCUCUGUUAAUAGUCUGAAGCAUUACAGUAUAGUGACCAGAGUGUUUGAGAUUACAGAAGUCGGCUUAAAUUCCAGCUCUGAAGUCUUCAGCGAGUCACCUGAUCUCUGAGACUGUUUUUUCAUUUGUAAAAUGGGAAGAAUAAUACUGAUUUUGGGGUAUAAGGAUGAUUGAAAAUAAUUCAUGUAGUGUGCCUACUUCACUGCCUGACAAUUAAUAGAUAUUAAGUAAAUGGCAGUAUUUUAUAUUAUUGAUAACCUUGUGAAAUAUGAAAGGGCCAUAAAUUCUUCCUCUUGCAGAUAAGGAAAUGAAAAAAAAUUAUAUGAGCAUUUAAUUCAGUGGCUCAGAAUCAAGCCAAUGUAUUCUGCAUUAACUUAUCUGUCAUAUACAUGUAUAUAACUACAUGGAUUAAGGAAAUAGGAAUUGAAGACUAAGGGAUAUAGGCUGUAUAGAAUAUCACCUUUUUUAAUGAAUUUCAUCAGGUUUUAGUAAGACUGUGCUGAUUCUUAUUAUAAAACAUUCAAAUUCUGGUACACAAUUCUUGAAAAUACCCCAGAGAAAUAUAACUUAGUAAUAGAAUCAAGCAAAUAUUAUGAGAAUUAUCUUCAAAAGAAAUAUGGAAGGCUAAAAGAGGAUUAGUAAAAUUAAUGUAACAAGUAACAUGCCAUAAUCAUAUAGUUACCUUUGAAGUAGAAAAGUUUAUUCUUAUAUUAUUGUAAUAAACAGUUAAUGGCUAAGAGUGGUGAAAUGUUCUAUUUCUGAUUAUUAAGGCUAGGAUAAAUGAGAGAAAGCAAACAGCUAAGCUCUAUUAGCUAGAGUGACCUUAACUUCCUUAUUUACAUGCUUAACAGGUCAUCAUCUAAACUUUUCUCACCGUGCUCUCAGCAUAAUCUACAAAACAUGACCUGGCUUCUCUCCGUCCCUCCACCAAUAUGCUAUAGUCUCAAAGAGUUCUUUCAGUUUUCUGACCAUUCUAAGCCCUUUCGUUUCAGGUCUCAGUUUAAACCUUCCCUCUUCAGAGAGAUGCCCUCCCAAGCCCCCUAUCUAAAGUGGCCUAUAUAAAGUGCUUUUUACUCCCUAUUAUGUCACUUGAAUCUCUACUAUUCCAAAUAUAAUAAGUAUUUUGUUGACUAGUUUAUAGUUUAUCUUCACAACAUCAAUGUGUGCAAAGCUCUCAUUUGUUGUAUUUACUAUGGCAUCGCCUCGGCCUAGCACAGUGCUUGACACAUUUAUUCUGUGAGUGAAGACUUUGUUGCUAGAUCAGUGAAAGCUCCCAGUCAUUUCACUGCUGUGAAGUAUUGACAUUGCUGAGCACUCCCUUCUGUUUGAAACACUGUUUUUCCUUUUGAAUUUUGAAUUUUCACACUAUUCUCAUUUCUCAGCCUCCUCUUUUUCUCAGUGUCCUUUGCAGGCUUUUCUUCCCCUGCCCAUCCUUUAAAUGUUGCUGUUCCAUAGCUUCUACCUAGUGUCAGCAUUUCUUUAUUCUACGUACCUUUGAGGCUCUCAUCAACCUCCUUGGACGUAAUUUCCAUCUGUCGUUCUUGAUUCGCGCACGCCCAGCCUUGAUCUGUUUCCUUCACUUCAGAGCACCGUACUCACCUGCCUGCUGGAAUGUCUCUCAUAAUCAGUACAUUAAAAAAUGAACACUAUCUUCUCCUUCAAACCUUGAAAACUUUUGAAACACCUGUGUUUCUCAUCUCAUCAAAUAGAGCCAUUAUUCAAGCCAGAAAUGAGUCUAAUUUCUUUCCCCUUUGUCCUGUAUCUUAAUUUAUGUCUCGUAAACAUCUUCCAGUUAUUGUCCUCAUUUCUCUGUCCCAUUAAUACAUUAAUAAUAAACAUUUGUGGUCUUACUCUGUGCCGAGCCACAUGCUGUUUACAUAUAUACUUUUAUUUGUUCUUUGGCGACAACCCUGUGAAGAUUUUUAUCUGGAUUAUAGAAGAGAAAGCUGAAGUGUAGAGAGAGGAAGCAAGUUGGUAAGUAGAAAAUCUGGGAUUUGAAUGCAGGUAAAUGACUUCAGAAGUCUUGCUAUUAAUUACUGUUGGGCUGCUUUCUAACUCAGGCCUUUAUUGUUUCAAAACUGUCUCUUAACUGGUUUGCCUGUCUCUAGUCUUGGCCCUUGUGAUCUGUUCUGCGCUCUGUACACUGAAUGAGUUUUCAAAAUUAGAAAUUAAAUUAUACUACCACACCAUUGCUUAAGCCCUUUAAAGAUUCCUCUUUGGUUUUGGGAAGAGGUCUAAAUUUACUGACAAGGCCUACAAAGCCUGUGUAAUUUUGCGGCUAAUUACACCUGGCAUUCCUCACCACAACCUACCACCACUGUCCCCUGCUGCCUCCACACACUUUUAAUGUGGCAGUACUAAUGUUUUCUGUGGUUGGCAUAUGCAAACUUUUUCUAAUCCCCAACCUCCUUAUGCCUUUCUCUUCUCUGCCUGCAGUAUCCCCCCACUCACAUAGGCACAGGGACACUCAAUAAAUAGUUGUUACGUUGAAGUCGUUCCAGUUAGAACCCCAGUUUGGGCAUUUUGCUAGU